UUGGGAGCGGAGAGCUCGCGCGACCACUCUUCCCUCAGUCUCCUCCAGCACCUCGUCGCAAACGGGGCCGGAAAGCGUGGUGGCGCAGGCGCAAGCGCCGAGAGCGGAGGCGGUGGUGGUGGCGGCCGCUGGCCAGUGUAAGAUGGCGGCGGCGUUGGUGGCGGCAGUGGACGGGGCGGCUGGGCCUGGAACAGUCGGAGCAGCCGCUGGCAGAAGGAUGACCCAAGACGGGAAGCGGGCUGCUGAGCCUCGCCGGCUCCCGUGCUUGUAACUGCCCCAGCCGGACACCCCCCCCUUGACCUACCCGCCCUUCAGUGAAUCAACAGACCUAUUUUCUCAGGAGCUCAGCCUGGCCCUACUUCAGUGAUAAAGAAGGAAAGGCUGGCCACAAUAAACAUCAUUCAAGAUGUCCAGCAAAGGGAGCAGCGCAGAUGGCAAAACAGACUUAGCCAAUGGAAGCCUGUCCAGCAGUCCAGAGGAGAUGUCUGGCGCUGAGGAGGGUCGGGAGACAUCCUCAGGCAUUGAAGUGGAGGCCUCAGACCUGAGCUUGAGUUUGACUGGGGAUGAUGGUGGCCCCAACCGCACCAGCACAGGAAGUCGGGGUACAGAUACAGAGAGCUCAGGUGAAGACAAGGACUCUGACAGCAUGGAGGACACUGGCCAUUACUCCAUCAACGACGAAAACCAGGUCCAUGACCGCUCGGAGGAGGAAGAGGAAGAAGAAGAGGAGGAGGAAGAGCAUCCUCGGCGCCGUGUCCAGCGGAAGCGGGCCAGCCGUGACCAGGACUCGUCAGAUGAUGAGCGGGCCCUGGAGGACUGGGUGUCUUCCGAGACAUCUGCCCUGCCCCGCCCUCGCUGGCAGGCCCUUCCUGCUCUUCGGGAGCGGGAGCUGGGUUCCAGUGCCCGCUUUGUAUAUGAGGCUUGUGGAGCAAGAGUCUUUGUGCAGCGUUUCCGCCUGCAGCAUGGGCUUGAGGGCCAUACUGGUUGUGUCAACACCCUGCACUUUAACCAGCGCGGCACCUGGCUGGCCAGUGGCAGCGAUGACCUGAAAGUGGUGGUUUGGGACUGGGUGCGACGACAGCCAGUACUGGACUUUGAGAGCGGCCACAAAAGCAAUGUCUUCCAGGCCAAGUUCCUUCCUAAUAGUGGUGAUUCCACUCUGGCCAUGUGUGCCCGUGAUGGGCAGGUGCGGGUAGCAGAGCUGUCUGCCACACAGUGUUGCAAGAAUACGAAGCGUGUGGCCCAGCACAAGGGAGCGUCCCACAAGUUGGCGCUGGAACCGGACUCUCCCUGUACGUUCCUAUCUGCAGGUGAAGAUGCAGUUGUCUUCACCAUUGACCUCAGACAAGACCGGCCAGCUUCGAAACUGGUGGUGACAAAAGAGAAGGAGAAGAAAGUGGGACUGUAUACGAUCUAUGUGAAUCCUGCCAAUACCCACCAGUUUGCAGUGGGUGGACGAGAUCAGUUUGUAAGGAUUUACGACCAGAGGAAAAUUGAUGAGAACGAGAACAAUGGAGUGCUCAAGAAAUUCUGUCCUCAUCACCUGGUGAACAGUGAGUCCAAAGCAAACAUCACCUGUCUUGUGUACAGCCACGACGGCACAGAGCUCCUGGCCAGCUACAAUGACGAAGACAUUUACCUCUUCAACUCCUCUCACAGCGAUGGGGCCCAGUAUGUGAAGCGGUAUAAAGGCCACAGGAAUAAUGCCACAGUAAAAGGCGUCAAUUUCUACGGCCCCAAGAGUGAGUUUGUGGUGAGCGGCAGUGACUGCGGGCACAUCUUCCUCUGGGAGAAGGCAUCCUGCCAGAUCGUUCAGUUCAUGGAGGGGGACAAGGGAGGCGUGGUAAACUGUCUCGAGCCCCACCCUCACCUGCCUGUGCUGGCAACCAGUGGCCUUGACCAUGAUGUCAAGAUCUGGGCACCCACAGCUGAAACUUCCACCGAGCUCACAGGGCUGAAGGACGUGAUAAAGAAGAACAAACGGGAGCGGGAUGAAGAUAGCUUGCACCACACCGACCUGUUUGAUAGUCACAUGCUCUGGUUCCUCAUGCAUCACCUGAGACAGAGACGCCACCACCGGCGCUGGCGAGAACCUGGGGUUGGGGCCACAGACGCAGACUCCGAUGAGUCUCCCAGCUCCUCAGACACAUCGGACGAGGAGGAGGGCCCCGACCGGGUGCAGUGCAUGCCGUCCUGAGGCCUCGUACCCAGGAGGGGCGGGCUGGGGCUGCCAACCCGAUCCUGCCUGGACGGCCCUUUCCUGUCCCAGGCCCUUACAUUCAGCAGACACGCACUUUGGACUCUUUGCUUUAGAUAAAAAAGAAAGACAUCCCAGGAGACAGACCAGAGCGGGAGCGAACCUGCGGAGUAGCUAAGAAUGGGAGCCAAGCCCGGGAUGAGCUCCAUGGAGAGGUGCACAGGGCUCAGCAGAAAUGGCCUCUCCCCAGAGCCUUGUUUUUUGGGAGGGGGGAGCCUAUUUUGUUAACUGGUUUGGGGUAGGGAAUGGGGUUUCCUUUUCUUUCAUCUCCCUUGUUUCUUGGGGGGGGGGGUGGGGAUAACUGGCUGUUCAGUACCAAUGGGCCAGAGUGGGGGUGGUAGAAGUGCCACUCUCUCUUUGGUUUAGGUUUUUGGCCUUUUUCUUCUUUAUUUUUUAAAAGUCUGUGACAGUUGCAUUGUUUUUUUUUUUUUCCCCCUGAACAACCCCAACCCAGGAUCUUGUUUCUUCUGGGAAGUCCUUAGAGCCCCUAACCACCCCACACUCUUGACUUGCUUUCCCACCCGUUCAUCCUUUGUACGCCCCACAGUGUCUCACACUUGAUGAUGUGUCCUCCACGCUCUCCUCUCAGUCCCAUCACCCCGAGAACUAGGUCUGGUGAGGGAGGCUGGGGGUGGGUGGGCGGACGGGCAGAAGUGCAGGAAGAGUAGGAAGGAUGUGUUACUUCUUCUGUUACUUUUAAAAAAAGUUGUUUGGUGGCAGUGAUCUCCUUGCCCUGUCACUGUUAGAGGCCUAAUUUUAUAUCUAUAAAUAUAUUAAAAAGCAA
Zalophus californianus (California sea lion) is the source of this 3041-nucleotide messenger RNA. It is a transcript of the gene DCAF8, whose product is annotated as DDB1 and CUL4 associated factor 8. The transcript is spliced from 14 exons. Gene Ontology annotation, cellular component: cytoplasm; Cul4-RING E3 ubiquitin ligase complex. Bases 407 to 2197 code for a protein of 596 amino acids. NCBI's taxonomy places the organism in Eukaryota, Metazoa, Chordata, Mammalia, Carnivora, Otariidae. Gene Ontology annotation, molecular function: protein binding. The record is from RefSeq and is a predicted model, not a curated record.